Messenger RNA from Phyllostomus discolor (pale spear-nosed bat), 7359 nucleotides. RefSeq names its product vestigial like family member 3 (gene VGLL3). The coding region runs from base 418 to 1401 and encodes 327 amino acids. Gene Ontology annotation, biological process: regulation of transcription by RNA polymerase II. The record is from RefSeq and is a predicted model, not a curated record. Gene Ontology annotation, cellular component: nucleus. The transcript has 4 exons. Lineage: Eukaryota; Metazoa; Chordata; Mammalia; Chiroptera; Phyllostomidae.
CGUCCCGGCCCUCGCCCAGCCGGGAGCGCUGAUGAUAGGACGGGCCCCAGGCGUGCAUUGUGUGGAUGCAAAGCAGAGCUGCCCGACCCUAGCCAGGGCAGCGGCUGCGGCUGCCCUCGCCAGACCGGGCACUGUCAUGCCCCCGCUGCGCGGCGGGCCGCUGCGUUCCCAAGCCGCUCCAUGAGCGCGGACCAGGAGACCUCCGGAGGGGCUGAAGAUGAAGGUGCCCGCGCCUGGGCUCCCGCUGAUUGCCAACCCCUCACAAGCCCGCGCCCCGCAAAGAGCCCGCGGCCUCCGAGGACCCGCCUUCGCCGCCGCAGCAGCUGGAGCAGCGACAGAGGCGGCUGCGGCGGCGCCGGUCGCGCGAGCGCGUAGACCGGCGGCGGCAGCUCUGGGGCCGCUGCUGCCCCGGCUGCCAUGAGUUGUGCGGAGGUGAUGUAUCACCCCCAGCCGUAUGGAGCGCCCCAGUAUCUGCCCAACCCUGUGGCAGCUGCAACCUGCCCUACAGCCUGCUACCACCCGGCGCCCCAACCUGGCCAGCAGAAGUUAGCGGUAUACAGCAAGAUGCAGGACUCUCUGGAAGUCACCCUUCCCAGCAAACAAGAGGAGGAGGAGGAGGAGGAUGAGGAGGAGGAGGAGGAGAAAGACCAGCCUGCCGAGAUGGAGUACCUUAACUCUCGCUGUGUCCUUUUCACUUAUUUCCAGGGAGACAUUGGGUCAGUAGUGGAUGAACACUUCUCAAGAGCUUUGGGCCAAGUCAGCACCCUCCAUCCAGAAUCUGCCAUUUCAAAAAGCAAGAUGGGGCUAACCCCCCUAUGGAGAGACAGCACAGCUCUCUCAAGUCAGAGGAAUAGUUUCCCGACUUCCUUUUGGACCAGCUCUUACCAGCCCCCACCUGCACCCUGUUUGGGGGGAGUUCAUCCUGACUUUCAGGUCACUGCACCCCCUGGCACCUUUACAGCAGCUGACCCCAGUUCCUGGCCAGGACAUGGCCUGCACCAGACUGGCCCAGCCCCUCCCCCUCCCGUGUCUGAGUCCUGGCACUACCCAUUGGCAUCUCAGGUGAGCCCAUCCUACAGCCACAUGCAUGAUGUGUACCUGCGACACCACCAUCCCCACGCUCACAUGCACCACCGACACCACCACCACCACCACCCCCCUCACCCUUCUGCUGCAUCUGCCCUGGAUUCGUCCUACGGGCCCCUGUUGAUGCCAUCAGUGCGUGCAGCCAGGAUUCCUGCUCCUCAGUGUGACGUCACAAAGACAGACCUGACGACAGUCACCACUGCUACCUCAGCGUGGGCCGGAGCCUUCCAUGGAACUGUGGACAUAGUGCCAAGUGUGGGGUUUGAUACAGGUCUACAGCACCAAGACAAGAGCAAGGAAUCGCCAUGGUACUGAAACACACAAUUUUAGUAAGUCAGAUUGGAACCCACUGGGAAAAGAUGCUGCCAGGAUGUUCCCUUCUGCAGUGGGACACAAUGGACAUGGAAUAAGAAGAGGAAGUGUCAGCCAGCUGACUUUGGUUUAGAGCCUUUUCUUGAGAAAGCAGAGUGGGUCGUAGACAUUGAAGAAAAGCAUUUUUGUUUUUGUUUUUCCCCUCAUCUGAGCCUUUGCCAACUGUGCAACUCUCUCACUUUCUCUCUUUCUUUUUGUCUUGCUUUUAUCAGUAGAUGGUUUAAUUUUUGUUUCAUUUUGAUUUUUUGAACCUACCACCUUGUCAGGAAAAGAUGAACCACAAAAUGAAGAUGCUCAUUCUUUCAGGAAUACAAUUUUAUAGCUCUAUGUGCAUCUAUUUUUGUAGAAAUACAGAAAGUUUGAUUUAGCAUUGAUGGGCUAUUUUUGAGGGAUGUAUUUUUUUUAAUAUUGUAAAAAGUUAAGUUCUGUUUAAAGAACUUGCUCUCAGAGAAGCACUGGCAACAAUGUGUAAAAUGCUUGUCUUUAAGAUGUCUGUGAUAUGCUCUGUGCUUUCUAGGUUACCUCAAGUGUUUGAUAGUUUAUCCCUUUUAACAAAAGUAGCACCAUAGCCAAACCAACAUAGUAUUGUAUUACAUUAAAUCUCAGUGAAGAUUUAAUUCCUUACUAGCUUACUUAGCAUUGAAUUAUCUGUAUAGCUUGAAAAGGAACUUUUCAAAUGACCACACUGAAGAAAAUUAUUUCUUUACAUUAUUUUUAUUUCUCCCAAAGAGUACAUGUAGGUUGAUUUAAAAAGUUUUGCAUAACUUGCAAUCAGAUGAAGAGUUUGCAUAGAGUAGGUAAUUCUCUUUCUAGUCCAUUUGAGCUUGAUAAAUGGAACCAGGCUUUAUACCCAACUAUUCGAAAAAAUGCAUUUAACCAUGCUACCUUUGAGUGCCAGUGACUUAUUUUUCUUGUUCCUAAUUAUUAAUUCAUGGCAAUUUUUAAGGUCAUAUUUUAAGUAGUUUUUUUUUCCCUGGAGAUAGUUUGAAGGGGUAAUAUUUAGGAAGGUACUAGCACAUUACAAAGCCUUUAAUUCAAUGACUAUUUCUGAAAAUAUUACCUAUCAUUGUGAAUUGAAAACUAACAUAAUUACAUAUGUAAUAUUUUAAACAUAGGUUUUUGCAAAGUUUUUUUCUUGCUUUAAAUCUGAUUUUAGAUUAUUUAAUUCUUUAUAACAAAAUAAUUUAGGCCCAAAUGAAAUUUAGAUUUAUACCACAAUUACUGAAAUUAGGUUAGUAACUUGACAAUUUGUUUUUUGAAAUUUAUUAUUGAAAACCCCAGAUUCAAGUUGACAUGCCUUCAAAAUCUAAAUAAAGUGAAGCUGGAGUUGUCAUUAAGACUCUGCCAGGAGAAGAUUAUGACAGUAGCAGUUAAUAUUUUAAGGACUUUUAAUGCAAAGUCCCUUAUUUUUUUUCAGCUCUUUUCAAAGAUGGAUCAUAUUAAAAAGUUAAUGUUUUAAAGAUAUUUUUUGGUAAAAAAAAGUUUUUCAGAUUUCCCCCAUCCCUGUCCUGACCCAUAUGAAAUACAAUGUUUAGUGAAAUACCACUUUUCAUCUUAAAUGUGUGUGUCGUGUAUGUGAACAUUUUAGAUAUAAGAACAAUACAACCCCUGCUUAACUAGACAGAGUUCCCUCAGAAAAUUUUCAAAGAUUUCUCUUAGCAGUAUUUUAUGGACUAGUUUUCUUUCCUGGUGCAUCUCAUGAGUUAUAAAUUGAUACAAGGUCUUCUUGUAUUCUUAUCACUCCAUUCAUUGUGUCUUCUUCAUCAGACUCUGCUUAGCACACUGCACAUUUUUACCUAAUGUGAGGUCCACAUUUAAGGUAUCUUCCACUCAUUAAUGACAUAAAUAUAGAUUUCUAGAGCCUGGCUUGGUUAAAUGAUCUAUGUUUUGAUUUAAAAUUUGAUAUUAUUGCAGUUGUUUGUGAUUUGCCUAAAUUAGUGGAGCACAGAAUUGAAUGAAUCUGUGAAAUUGGUUUGAUCUUGUGUCCUCCUGCGUUCUCAGAGACAAGUAUUUGGUAGUUCCCAUGGGUUAACUCAACAGGAAUUAUUUUUCUCUUCUUCCCUUGGAACUUACUAACUUUCUGUGCAGCUUCUCUGAGAACAGUGUUGUAUUCCCACUCAUUUAGGUAAUUCAAUUGGAUUUUUCCCAAUUAAGAGAAGAAAAGUAUGAACUCUCUGCUCUUUUCCUUAUUCUCCAUUGAACUGAAUGGAAGGAGAGAGAGCACACAACGAGAUAACCUCAUCCUUAAUCCAGACUAGGUUUUGUGUUACUCCUGGCAAACUUAGAAUAAAAUAUUCCUUGGCUCUGAGGCCCAAGAAAAGCUGGGGACCUAAAUUCUGCUGUACACAGGAAAGAUUUGUGAGAACACACCUAGGUGGUGUUGGCAUAAAACACCACCUAGGUGUUGGAUUAGAUCCUUGCAUAUACAAGGUGUGGGCCAAAUCUAAGUAAAAAGAAUGAGUGCUUGUCUAUAAUACUCUGGCAUCCCCUUGAUAUGAUCAUAUUAUUACCACCAGAAGGUGUGCAAGAUGAUGAGUUGUAAUUUAGCAUGAUAUUCUGAGUUUGUUUUAAGUUUAAAAUGCUAUCAUGCUGUAGGUCUUGUUUCCUCACAUCAAAAUGACGCCAUUGAACUUAAGAGUUUUCCAAACUGCCUUAAUGAGGGCUACCACUUCCUUCCUUAAUUUCCUAUAGAACUACUCUAACUUUGACAAUUUCAUAAAUUAUUCAAGCUUUCUGAAGACCUGUGAGCUAGACCUUAGAAAAUUAUCUGAUUUAUUUGACAUCUAAUCUAUGCUUUCACCUAAACUAUCAUGAGUUAAAGAACAACAUAAUAGUGACAAGUUCAAUCCUAAAGGGUUAUUGUUCCCUCAGUGUUUAUUUUAAAAGGGUUCUAAACUUUUUAAAAAUCAAUGUUCCUUCUUAAGAAGGUUAACCAUCCACUCCUAACUUCCUCCUCUAUUUUUUCUUCUCAUUCUUAUUAAAAUUAUUUACAAUAUUAUUUUAAGCAAAAAUGUCUAGGAUUGCUUUGAAUUUUGCAAAUGAGAAUUAGCGGAUGACAAAUAAUUGAGGAAUUAAUUUUUUUAACAUUAUAAGAAACUUAAAAAAAAACAAAUUCUAGACACUGACAUAAAACCUGCCAUUGAGAACCCAUAUUCCUGAUGCAAGUAGCAUUUGUCCAUUCUUACUCUAAGACCUGUAGAAUAUAUAACAGACUCUAUCUGACUUUAACAUUUACUGCCUGGUUUAAUGUUGUAUUUGUAAUUUAAAGGAGCCAUCAGAAACCAUAUUUCAAGAAGCUGAAUUCUAUUUCUUACUGAGUGUCCCUUUGUUAGGUAAUAUUUGCUGAAUGGAGUCAAUGGGGCAGUGGCAUUAAGUGGUGGAAAAAGAAAGUAUUUGUGUUAGAGGUCUGACAUGGGGAUGAAUGGAGAAGUAGAAUGAAUUAAUGGAAAAAAGUAUUUGGUUGAAUGUUAGGUCAUUCUUUGAAUUUUGGCUUAGCCACAAUUAGAUAGGUGUAAUCUGGGGUUUCAUUUAUUUAUCUCAUGAAUAAAGUGGGAUAGCAAUACUGGUGGGCUGUGACGGUUGGAAAUUAUAUGUAUAUAUAUAAUCAAUCAUCCACUCAUAGUAGAUGCUCAAUAAAUGACAGCUACCACAAAUGUCUGUCAGUUGAGUAAAUAGAUCAUAAAUCUGAGCUUACCAAUGUCCCCCCUCUUUACUUUCCAUAUCCAUUUCUGCAGAAGUAGAACUAUGACUAUGCUUUUCUGAAACAAAUUAAUGCAAGAGAAUUUUUGCCUUCUGCUAGGUGUUGAAGAUAAAAUGUAAAUUUCUUAAUUAUCUCUAAUAUUUGAGCAUGCCAUUUAUGAAGGUAAAUAAGUUUUAAGUGGUAUGGAGGUUCAACUCUGAGUUUUAUUACAUAUUCUAAAAUUUUAUUUAUCUAGGACCCUAUGAAUUAUUUUCUCCAAAAUCCCGACAACAGGUUCAAUAAAUCACCUAAGUUUAUAUUUUUCAGUUAUAUUUUGGGCUUCUUAGCACCUGGAAUAAAAACAUCUUUUUUGAAGUUAUUCAAUUUUUUUUCUACUUGCCUUGGAGGAAAAAUUGCAAAAUAUGGUGGAAAAAAGUCGUCCACAUGUAAAGGAGAAAAAAAAAAACAGAACCAUUUACGAUCUCAGUCAGCAGAUUUACUCUGCUUGAGAAAGAGAAACAACUUUAACAACUUUAUUGGAAGCAGAUGUUGACACUGUGUCAGUUAUUGAAGAUGGAAAGUGUUCAGUUGAACCAUUGCGGUUACAAAGGGGUAUUGAUGGCAGUUAGAAUUUCUGUGAUUGAUCACCUUCACAACAGGCAGGAUGGCAGAAAGCAGGAACUGCUGAGACCAAGGCUGCAAUCAGCCUGCCAAUUUUAAUAUGCAGGACCCUAUGGAUGUAGUUUUGUUUUAUUCUUUCAUCCAGGAUAAAAGGCACAUCUUUUAGAAAAUUUAAGGCUUUUGAGAAAAAUAUUACAAUUUAUUUCCUAAAAUCAUGGCCCAAGAGUCCUUUAAAUCUAGUAUUAAAACAUUAAAACUAUUAUUAAACUUGUUUUGGAAAAAUUAGAUUAAAGUUUUAAUUCAGCAAUGUAUGUUGAGGAUGCUGAGUAUAUAAACUUCACAGAAGUCAAUGAGUCUGGAGAUUGGGGUAUUGGUGGAGCCUGCAAGAAAACCUCAGUCUCAAUAGCUUCGAAAUGUUAAUUACCUUAGUAACUUGGUCAUGGAUAUUGGUCACAGAGCAAACUUUGUAGGUUUUUUCCCUUUAGUGCUUUCUGGAAAUAUUACCUUAUAUUCUUUCCCAAAGUAUAGAAAUAGUCAUUAUCAUUAAAAUAUCUUAAUUUUUUAAAUUUGUAUUGUCCAUUGUGUUCUUUUGUGAAAAAUAUUUUCAUAGUUUUAAAUAAUUGAUCCAAACCAGUUCUUUUGAAAUUGCAAAUGAAUUUAAUCCAACAAAUUUAUCUGAACGCUCUUUUAAAAUUCCAAGGAAUAAUAAGUGUAACUUGUCAAUUCCAUCGUGUAAGUAAACAAUGACUCUCUAGAAAAGGGCAGGUCACCAUCAAUUAGCUUCCUUUUGAACAGUUUUUGGACUACUAAAUUUUGACCUAAGAUUAAUUCUUUUAGUAUACAAGAUUCUUUAAUUAGCUGUUUUGGUAUAUGCAUAAGAUGUGAACCUUUUAAAUGAUAUCCCUUUAUACUAAUUAGGUGUACAUAUUUUCUUAUGUAGUGGCUAGCACAAAAAUUAAUGAUUAACUUGAUUUAAUUUCUUAGGAUAUUUACAAUUUUGGAUAUUAUAUCUGAUUAAAAAAUAUUAUCCCAUGCAUUUUUCUGGAUAUACAAUAUAGGGAAGGGUUUUCAUGUGAAUUCUUUGUAUCAUUUUAAAGUGCAUAUAUUGAAAGGAAAACACAGGUUCAAUUUGUUUUCAUCAUUUAAAUCUAAGUAAGAUAAUAUGCUUUUAUAAAAAUUAUGUAGUAUGGUAAACUUAUAUUUGUCACUUGAUUAAGUGAACUGAAAGGUAAUGAUAGAAAUAUCUUACAACCUUGAAAUACAGUGAAAUUACAGAUUUGUUAGAAUCAUGAGCAAUUUUAUGCUAACUUAAUUUUACAUUUCCAGAAAGACAAAUCAACUAAUCUUAGCCAUGUUGUCAUUCUUGGUUUACAAAAGGAUAUGAAAUUCAUAAAACUCUUGGCUUUAAAACGACUUAUAGAAUCAUAUUUUGUUUUUCUGUUUUUCUUGGUUUUGGGGAGAGAGACAUGUUUGUAUUUCUAUUCACUCUUCAAAUGCAGGUGGUGUGACUGUGGGUUGAUGAUAUAAGAUAAUGGAGGACUUUGUAAUAAAAACAGAUGUCAUCUUCAAUUUGUCCAAUAAAUAACUUAAUGUGAACUUAA